AUGAAGUUCUGCACGGUAUUCGCGUUGUUCGUAGUUCUUGGACUCGACGCAAUCAACGGCUACGAUUGCAAGAUCGUCCAGUUUAUAUUCGGUGAUUCAUUGUCUGAUGUAGGCAACAAUAGGAACCUACCGAGGAGUUUAGCGCAGGCGAAUCUACCCUUUUACGGUAUUGAUUUUGGCAAUGGUUUGCCUAAUGGAAGGUUCACUAAUGGUCGUACUGUUUCAGACAUUAUAGGUGAUAAAAUUGGAUUGCCAAGACCAGUAGCUUUCUUGGAUCCAUCAAUGAAUGAAGAUGUAAUACUUGAAAAUGGAGUGAACUAUGCUUCAGGAGGUGGUGGAAUCUUGAAUGAAACUGGAGGUUAUUUCAUCCAAAGAUUUUCGCUGUGGAAGCAAAUAGAACUAUUCCAAGGGACAAAAGAUGUGAUUGUAGCAAAGAUAGGGCAAAAAGAAGCAGAAAAAUUCUUCCAACAAGCUCGAUACGUGGUCGCUUUAGGCAGCAAUGAUUUCAUUAACAACUACUUGAUGCCUGUUUAUAGCGAUUCUUGGAAGUACAAUGAUCAAACAUUCGUCGAAUACUUAAUGGAAACACUUGAUUCUCAACUCAGGGCGUUGCAUAGUUUAGGAGCAAGAAAGCUAAUGGUGUUUGGGUUAGGACCAAUGGGUUGUAUUCCACUACAAAGAGCAUUAAGUCUCGACGGUAAAUGUCAAAACAAAGCGAGUAAUCUUGCGGUGAAAUUCAACAAAGCUGCAACCACAAUGCUCGCAGAUCUUGAAACCAAGCUCCCUAAUGCAAGCUACAAGUUUGGUGAAGCCUAUGACCUUGUCAACGAUGUCAUCACUAACCCUCAAAAAUACGGGUUUGACAACUCGGAUUCACCGUGUUGCUCGUUCUACAGAAUCCGGCCGGCGCUGACGUGUAUUCCGGCGUCGACAUUGUGUAAAGACAGAAGUAAAUAUGUGUUUUGGGAUGAGUAUCAUCCCACCGAUAAAGCUAACGAGCUCGUUGCUAAUAUUCUCAUCAAAAGGUUUGAUUUCAUGCGUGCCGAUGACGGUACCUCCGAAGCUCCUUCUCCGGCGCCGGCACCGGAUAUUUCUCCUUCUUCCGACAAUAACUGA
Molecule: messenger RNA, 1116 nt
Organism: Arabis nemorensis
Lineage: Eukaryota; Viridiplantae; Streptophyta; Magnoliopsida; Brassicales; Brassicaceae
Source: the annotation of a GenBank genome assembly